This is a messenger RNA of Hibiscus syriacus, 1480 nucleotides long. RefSeq names its product protein DJ-1 homolog B-like. The coding region runs from base 24 to 1328 and encodes 434 amino acids. Gene Ontology annotation, molecular function: protein deglycase activity. Gene Ontology annotation, biological process: protein deglycation, glyoxal removal; guanine deglycation, glyoxal removal. The transcript is spliced from 8 exons. Gene Ontology annotation, cellular component: nucleus; cytosol. NCBI's taxonomy places the organism in Eukaryota, Viridiplantae, Streptophyta, Magnoliopsida, Malvales, Malvaceae. The record is from RefSeq and is a predicted model, not a curated record.
AAAACUGACAGAUCCGAAAAAAAAUGGGAUUAUUACAAAUACGCCACUUGGCUCAUCAAUAUAUUCCUUUAGCUCCUAAGCUUCACCAUUUCCGUUUCUCUCUUCUCAAAUCCCAUAGUUUCUCCUGCUCUGUCUCAGUUCCUCCGAACACUAUGGCUAAACAAGUUUUGGUACCGAUUGCGAACGGUACGGAACCGAUGGAAGCGGUGAUCACGAUCGACGUGUUGAGGAGAUCGGGGGCUGACGUCACGGUGGCUUCCGUCGAGAAAGAUAUUCGUGUUGAUGCUUGUCACGGUGUAAAAAUUGUCGCUGAUGCUCUCGUCUCUGAUUGUAAGGAUACUGUUUUCGAUCUCAUCGCGCUUCCUGGAGGCAUGCCUGGUGGUACCAACCUUAAAGAUUGUGGAGUUCUUGAAAGUCUUGUGAAAAAGCAGGCUGCAGAUGGGCGGCUGUAUGCUGCUGUGUGUGCUUCACCUGCAGUUGCGCUUGGUUCGUGGGGUCUGUUGAAGGGACUGAAAGCUACUUGUUACCCAGCAUUUAUGGAGCAAUUGAAAUCAUGUGCAACAGCCGUUGAAUCAAGAGUUCAGCAGGAUGGCAAAGUUGUGACAAGUCGUGGGCCUGGCACUACAAUGGAGUUUGCUGUAACACUGAUCGAGCAAUUGUAUGGGAAAGAUAAAGCUGAUGAAGUUUCUGGGCCAUUGGUGAUGCGUCCUAACCAUGGUGACGAGUAUUCAAUAACUGAGCUGAAUCCUGUGGAAUGGAAAUACAAUGAUGUUCCCCAGAUUAUAGUACCAAUCGCUGAUGGCUCAGAAGAAAUGGAAGCCGUUAUGAUCAUCGACAUUCUGCGUCGUGCUAAGGCAAAUGUCGUGGUGGCCUCUGUUGGAAACAAUCUUGAAAUUCUUGCUUCUAGAAAAGUCAAACUAGUGGCAGAUAUGCUUCUUGAUGAAGCUGCUAAGCUGUCAUAUGACCUUAUAGUCUUGCCAGGAGGUCUUGGCGGGGCCCAAGCAUUUGCCAACUCUGAUAAGCUGGUGAACUUGCUAAAGAACCAAGCAGAAUCAAACAAACCCUACGGGGCUAUAUGUGCAUCUCCAGCUUUGGUCUUGGAGCCCCAUGGUUUACUUAAGGGCAAGAAGGCCACGGCUUUCCCUGCAAUGUGCAACAAGCUGUCGGAUCAGAGUUUCAUUGACAACAGAGUUGUGGUGGAUGGAAACCUGAUUACAAGCAGGGGGCCUGGAACUUCCAUGGAGUUUGCACUUGGAAUCGUGGAGAAGUUUUUCGGACGCCCUAAAGCCUUAGAGCUAGCCAAAGUACUGCUUUUCGUAUGCCAGUAGAUCAGCCAGUACUGAUGUUUGUCCCCGUCCUUGUUACCCUAGAACAUGCCAUGAGAUGAUAGUAAAGUGAGUUUGCAUUUGAAUUCGGAUCACUUUGCAGUUUUAUGUACAAUAUUAUGUUCAUUGUUGAUAAAUAAACGAGUCUUGGAACA